AUGAGGUUCAAGAUCUUGUCGCUGCCAGCCGCGGCCGUUGGGCUCUCGCUCGUGUCGACAGUCCCCGCCGUCGACCCCGCUGCCCCCCUCGCCGAUCAAAGCUGCGAAUCUUCCGAAAACUCCGCGACUGUAAUUCCGGGAGCUUUUGUCGUGGAAUGGGAUACUGAUGUGGCGGAUGCACCCGGCUUCUAUCAGAGUCUUGGGCUGGAGGUUGAGCAUCGACUGGAUCUCAAUUACCAGCUGUUCAAAGGCGCAUCUUUCCGCAUCGUCAAUGAAUCAAAUGAUGUAUCCAAUGACAUCUCAGGGCUGAUCGCAGCACGCCCCGAAGUGAAGUCAAUUUGGCCUGUUAGAACGGUCACGAUACCGACAGCGAAGCCACUUUAUGUUGGGAAAAACAGAACGGCUAUGUCGGGGCAGUUCGUUGGAGUAGACAAGCGGCAGGCCGAGGAGCCCGAUACGUACACGCCACACGUCAUGACCCAGGUUGACAAGCUGAGAGCCGAAGGAUAUACUGGCAGGGGGAUUCGUAUCGGAAUCGUUGACAGCGGUGUCGAUUACACGCAUCCAGCCCUUGGGGGCUGCUUCGGAGAAGGAUGCCUCGUCAGUUACGGAUGGCACCUCACUGGCGACAACUACUUUCCUCCGAAUAGCCCUGAACCUGAUGCGGAUCCGUAUGACGGGUGCGUCGGCCACGGAACCCAUGUGGCUGGUAUUAUUGCAGCUCAGGCCAACGAGUUGGGCUUCACUGGAGCAGCUCCCGACGUCACCAUGGGAGCCUACCGCGCUUGGGGAUGUAACAGCCUGACAACAAAUGACAUCCUGCUUGACGCCUUUAAUGCUGCUUUCGAUGACGGAAGCGACAUCAUAUCUUGCUCGGCGGGGCAGUACACUGGAUGGGCAAACGAUCCUUGGGGCAUAGCUGCAUCGCGAAUUGCAGCACAAGGUGUGUCCGUGAUCGUGGCCCCGGGCAACUCUGGCAGAUCUGGCAUGUUUCUGUCGGCGUCACCAGCAACCGGGGUUAAUGUAACAGCUGCUGGGUCUGUUGAUAAUACCAUCACCCCUCUCUUGCUCACUGCUGGUUCCUAUACGGUGGAUAACGCAACAGGAAUCUCAGAGCCGUUUGGUUUUAUCAGCGGUGGGCCGGAGUUCGCGGAAAACAUCACCUUGCCGCUUUGGUCUGUGAGCAACAGAUCUGACUCCGCGAACGAUGCUUGCAGUCCUUUGCCGGAUAGCACGCCUGAUCUCUCGUCAAAGAUCGUCCUUCUUCGGGUAGCGGAUACCUCCAAAUGUUACUCGUCUACACAAGCCACCAACGUCGCUGCCAAAGGAGGCAGGUAUCUAUUGUUUUAUAGUCAAAGCAACUCCUCUAUUGCAACAAUCUACGCCUAUUCAGAUGGCAUCACCGGCGUUGGGACUGUCACUCCGGCUCAGGGCGCCACUUGGAUAAACCUAUUGAACCAAGGUUCGAACAUCAACAUUUACAUCGUCGGCCCCGCUGCAGCAGACAUCCGGUAUGAGGCUGUUACCAAUGACGUAUCUGGUGAUCUCGCCAGUCUGACCACAGCUUGGGGGCCUACGUGGGAGGUGGUAUCCAAACCCCAGUUCACUGCUCCAGGUGGAAACAUCCUCUCAACUUGGCCCAUGGUCAUGGGAGAAUAUUCCGUGCUUUCCGGAACCUCCAUGUCAACACCUUUGAUUGCUGCAGUAUUUGCACUUGUCGGUCAAGCGAGAGGGACAACAGAUCCUGUCGAAUUGCGGAACGUCAUCUCAUCGACCUCCAGGACCCGGCCUUGGUUUGAUGGAACGAGCGUCCACGACAUACUAGCGCCUGUACCCCAGCAAGGUUCUGGCGUAGUCCAAGCAUACGAUGCCGCUCAUGCAAAGACGAUCCUAAGCGUUAGCGAGAUUUCGUUCAACGACACGGAAAACUUCGUCGCGCAGCAUACUUUCAGUAUCCGUAACACAGGCGGGGACGCAGUGAUAUACAAACUUGGGCACACCAAAGCUGCUACAGCCUACACCUUCGCCUCGGGCUCACGAUCCGCCUCUCAGUUUCCGAAUCCGACCGUCGAUGACUGGGCCAAGCUUUCUUUUUCAUCAGAGGCAAUAAGUAUAUCGGCAGGCUCGUCGGCAGAAGUGACUGUCACAGUGAUUCCGCCGCGGAAUGUGAAUGCGACGCAAUUGCCCGUGUACAGCGGUCUGAUUACGAUCGAAGCCGAUAACGGCGAGACGCACAGCAUCCCAUAUAUCGGUGUUGCCGGCAGCAUGAAAGAAACCCCGGUGUUCCUGGAGGGCCCUGAGUAUGGAACAUUUCUCGGCUACUUCAACAAUCCCACCGCUCCAAACACCACGUUCACAAUACCCCGCCCUGGCACGACGCCGCCGGGAAAUGUGGAAUAUCCGAGCAUCCAAGCCAGUUUGCUCUUUGGAACGCAGAUGGCUCGAGCCGAUGUGGUGGCUAUAUCGGAGACGGGUCUUCCCACAACGGCAUUCUUCGACAUCGACAGCAUUGGGUUCCUUUCGGGCUUUCCAGAACCUUGGGUUGUGAGGAGAAACUACAGGCUCGGGUUUACGGGAGAGCUAGCGGACGGGACGGCUGUGCCUGAGGGAACCUACAAGAUCGUUUUCAGUGGCCUCCGGGCUUUUGGCGACCGCGGAAAGCGCGAAGACUGGGAUUUUGCGGAAACAGUACCUUUCGUCAUCCGAUAUAUCGAUUAG
This is a messenger RNA of Colletotrichum aenigma, 2718 nucleotides long. It is a transcript of the gene vpr-2, whose product is annotated as Minor extracellular protease vpr. Gene Ontology annotation, cellular component: cell wall; cytosol; membrane. The coding region runs from base 1 to 2718 and encodes 905 amino acids. NCBI's taxonomy places the organism in Eukaryota, Fungi, Ascomycota, Sordariomycetes, Glomerellales, Glomerellaceae. Gene Ontology annotation, molecular function: tripeptidyl-peptidase activity; serine-type endopeptidase activity. Gene Ontology annotation, biological process: proteolysis. The transcript has 3 exons. The record is from RefSeq and is a predicted model, not a curated record.